UCACAGUCUUUGGUCUCUGCCUCAAAGUCCAAGGGUGCUCAGAGAGGAGGGCUUUUUCUUGCUCGUUCUUCCUGGUCUUCCUUUUUUCCCACCAGGUUGUCAAUGAGGAGUGGAGAAAUGGCUAAAAUGACCCAGUUAAUUGACAAUGAAGUCUUCCAAGCUUAUGCUACGUAUACCACUAUUAUUCUUCUAAAAAUGAUGCUAAUGAGUCUUAUAACAGCAUACUUCAGAAUCACGAGAAAGGCAUUUGCCAACCCAGAAGAUACAGCAUCAUUUGGAAAAGGCGAGAGUGCUAAAAAAUACCUGCGGACUGAUCCAGAUGUUGAACGUGUACGCAGAGGCCACCUGAAUGACCUUGAAAAUAUUGUCCCAUUUCUUGGCAUUGGGCUGCUGUAUGCUCUUAGUGGCCCUGAGCUGUCCACAGCCUUGCUGCAUUUCAGGAUCUUCACUGGGGCCAGGAUCGUUCACACUUUUGCAUACUUGAUCCCUCUUCCCCAGCCUGGCAGAGGUUUGUCUUGGGCAGUUGGGUAUGCAGUGACCAUCUCAAUGGCGUACAAAGUGCUGAAGACAUCGUUGUACCUGUAGCAGAGUCAUAGCUUCUGUGUACCAUUUGACAUUCCAUGCAAACUUUGCCACAGUGUAUGUUAAUGUCUUGAAUGAGCCAGCAUGAAUUUUCUGUGGUGACUGGAAUUCAUUUUUUAACAGAGUCUUUUCAUUCCUGUUCAGAAAUAUUUCUUUUUGGAGAAAAAAAAAUCCUCCCUGUAUUCCCUGUUCAUGGGCUGCAUUGCCAAAAGAUUAGAUUUGAUGUUCCCUUUGCGAUUUGUCAAGUGCUUACAAUUCUAAACAUGCAAUGAUGCUGUAUUGAUAGCAUGUGUGGUAAUUUUCUACAGAUAUACUAUUUUUGGCUGUAGCUUUGAAGUCUAAAUCAAUAAAGACAAGA
Molecule: messenger RNA, 940 nt
Organism: Athene cunicularia (burrowing owl)
Lineage: Eukaryota; Metazoa; Chordata; Aves; Strigiformes; Strigidae
Gene: MGST1
Product: microsomal glutathione S-transferase 1
Exons: 4
Coding region: 103-585 (160 amino acids)
Cellular component (GO): membrane; mitochondrion
Molecular function (GO): glutathione transferase activity
Source: RefSeq, a predicted model, not a curated record